AUGACGCUGGAGUCCAUGAUGGCCUGUUGCCUCAGCGACGAGGUGAAAGAGUCGAAGCGCAUCAACGCCGAGAUUGAGAAGCAGCUGCGGAGGGACAAGCGCGACGCCCGCCGGGAGCUCAAGCUGCUCCUGCUCGGCACGGGAGAAAGUGGGAAAAGCACCUUCAUUAAACAGAUGCGGAUAAUCCACGGUUCGGGCUACUCUGAAGAGGAUAAAAAGGGUUUCACCAAGCUGGUGUACCAGAAUAUCUUCACUGCCAUGCAGUCAAUGAUCAGGGCUAUGGAGACCUUAAAGAUCCUAUACAAAUAUGAGCAAAAUAAGGCCAAUGCACUACUGAUCCGAGAAGUGGAUGUAGAAAAGGUUUCGUCCUUUGAACAACCCUAUGUAAGUGCAAUUAAGACAUUGUGGAAUGACCCAGGAAUCCAAGAAUGUUAUGACCGGCGGCGAGAAUACCAGCUCUCUGACUCCGCUAAAUACUACCUUACUGAUGUGGAUCGUAUUGCCACCCCAGGGUACCUCCCAACCCAACAAGACGUCCUGCGGGUCAGAGUCCCAACCACUGGGAUCAUAGAAUACCCCUUUGAUCUCGAGAACAUUAUAUUCAGAAUGGUGGAUGUUGGUGGGCAAAGGUCAGAAAGGAGGAAGUGGAUACACUGCUUUGAAAAUGUAACUUCCAUCAUGUUCUUAGUAGCUCUUAGUGAAUACGACCAAGUCCUGGUGGAAUCCGAUAACGAGAACCGCAUGGAGGAGAGCAAAGCCCUUUUCCGGACCAUCAUCACCUACCCCUGGUUCCAGAACUCCUCCGUCAUCCUCUUUCUCAAUAAGAAAGAUCUCUUGGAAGACAAGAUCAUGUACUCUCACCUGGUGGAUUAUUUUCCAGAGUUUGAUGGCCCCCAGAGAGAUGCGCAAGCAGCCCGGGAAUUCAUCCUCAAAAUGUUUGUGGAUCUCAACCCCGACAGCGAUAAAAUUAUCUACUCUCACUUCACCUGUGCCACAGAUACGGAAAACAUCCGGUUCGUCUUUGCCGCCGUCAAGGACACCAUCCUGCAACUCAACUUGAAGGAAUAUAACCUAGUCUGACCUUGAAUUUAAUCUGUCCUCCCACCCUCCCACCUGCCCCUCCCUUAAUCUCCUUGGGGAGACCUUUUGUCCGGAAGAAAAGUAAGACAAACAGAUCCCAUGAAUUUAAACCAACAGGAAAACAAAUCUUGAUUUUUUUUUUAAAUGAUGUAAUGAUUGCAAAUUGUCUGAUCUGUAGAGGGCAAAAGUUUUUUUGUUUGUUUGGGUUUUUUUUUUUUUUUGUUAUUUUUUAAGCACACCGUUACCUUCGGUCUCGUGUCUGCCCCACAGAAUAGCUGAUUUUUUUUUUUAAUUUGCUUUUAUUUCACAGUAUAAAAACAACGAGGGACACGUUUCACUCUUUUUCUCUCUCUGGCACCUUGUUAAUUUCCUGCUUUUUUGCCAGCAGUCAGGGCAGUUUCCUCUCAGACUUUAUAUGUUGCAUUUAGUAAAUUCUUUUUCCUGUCUGAUCUGGCGAUACAAAUGUACCCCAGAGUUAUCAAGCCAAAAUAAUGAGCUUAUCCAUCUUUGGGAGUAUGAAAUGCAGCUAGGACCUUCAUCUUGUGCCAUAAAAUGCCUCUGGUGUAACUCCUUCCUCGCCCCCUACAUCCUGACUGUAAGGAUAUGUGCGAAAAGGGUUUAUCUAGAUGACACCAUAAGAGGAAAACCCAGUUUAUUUUGCGGUAGUGCAAAACAAGCCGUCCUUCGGUCCUCGCGUUUCUUUGUUCCGUUUUUACUCUGGCUUUUGUGUUCUUUCCCUCUCCCAAUUAUGAAAGUUCUGUUGAGACUGUGAUUUAAUUUUUUUUUAAAUUAUUGUUCUACACAUAGUUUGCUACCUAUGCUAUACUUUUUUUUUUUUUCCGUUGACUACCAACCAAGCAAUAGCUAUCAAGCCUGAGGGAAGUGCCUGAUUGCGUUUUUUUUUUCUGUUUCAUUAUCCUUUUUUUUUUUAUUUUCUAAUUUAGCAUUUAAGGAAAGAAAAAAAGAAGAAGAAGAAAGUAAACUUGCUUCUCACCCAACGUGAGGGGAAAAAAAAUCCCUUUGGUGAAAUCCGAAAUCUCCACCAGAUUUUGGUUUUGGAAGGAAGAUUUGAGAUUUUUUACUCGUUACCUUGGAUCUUUUGUGCAUGUGCGUGCGUGCGUGCGUGUGUGUGUAUUUUGCAAAAAAAUCACCCUUCCUGACCCAGUGUUUGGGUGGGGUUAGGGUUAAGAUGGCGUCUGCAUUCUAAAUCAAGCUGAAGCAGCCCUUUUUGCCUUUUUAGUCCUAAAAAGUAUUGGAAAGGUCUCUUGGCAUGGUUGCAGCCAAAUAGGGGGUGAAUGACGUUGCCAAGGCUGGUGUGAUUGGCAGCUGCUGCCAUCCAUCUUCCCAUCUCUCGGCCCUGUUCGGUUGGAAACCGUCUCCUUCUGGCGGUGCCCGUGAGCACGCAGGAAAGGGGCCCGUGGAAUAGAGGUGGUCCAGGUGUAGUUUUGAAGUGGACCAGGUGAGAAGGGGUCCAUUUCUGGACGGCUCGGUGCCAAAUGCGUCCCCUGCUCAAAGCCAGUGCCAAACCCCAAACUUUGCUGGCCUUUUUUGCAAGGCAGAUCGCCACAGGACCCAACUAGGGAAUCUAGAGAAUUAGAUGCUGCCUCCUCUCCCCCCCCCCUCCUCUGGAGAUCCCGCGUAGCAGCAACAAUAUAAGUCUCACAACUGCCAACGCUCACAUUUACAGAUGCCGUGAGAAUCGGCCUUUUUUCUCAAACGGGGACCGAUCCCUGUAACCUGGGGAGGAAAAGGACGGGAGCGUCGAAUGUGCUGCUUUUUCUUUUCCUCCAUCCCCCACGUUGCGACGGGCAACACUAGUGGACUUCCUCGCACGAGAUGUAACGAAGGGUUUUAGGGGAACGUGUUUUGCUUCGACACACACACAAAAAACAAACACUAAUUUCACACAGCCGUUUGCAGCAUUCCGGCGUGGAGGGAAGGGCGGGAGAGGUUUCUGCCUUUGGAUUUCUGGGAUUGCCCCUUCAUUGUGGAACACUACAGAAAGAAGCCGGGGCAGGGAGAACUACGGUUUUUUGGGGUGGGGUGGGGGAGUCCCUCUUGCUUACCAUCGGCGCUGUACCGACAACACACCGUGAAUGAGAAAUUGUGAAAAUUCUGGGAGAAAGUAACUUACAAGUUACUGCAGAUUAACUACACAAAAGGGCUUGUUGGGUUGAUCGGGGUGGGGUGGGCGUGGAGAAGGGAGCUAUUUUUCAACCUCACCAACAUUCCUGACUUUUUUUGUUAAUUGUUUUGAUCUAAAUGUAUCUGGGGGGGGGGGUUGUGUUUUGGGGAGAGGGGCAAACGGAGUCCCCCGAUUGACUGAGGAAUAGCUACACGUCGAAUUUGUCUUCUCGCCCAAAGACCCAGACUUUUUCUUUCUACAAGGAGGACUCUGUCCUUUGCAAAGGUGCCAUGACUUAACUCUCGAAGCCCCUCGCCGGAAGUGUUUCCUUGGAUGGAGUGAGCCCCCUACCUCUCCAGCGGGCUUCGCCGCAGCCUUUGGACCUGGAACUUGGAUUGGGAGCGCUUGGCCCACCUCUCUCUCUCUCGCGCGCGUGCGCGUUGGGCCUUCAUCCCGGACUGCAGUGCCUGCCCAGCGGGCCCUUAGCCCCACGCAGGUUGCGAGCAGCCGGGGGGCUGCGUGGAGAAGGGUGAGGGGCCUCUCCUGUUCUCGUGAAGCCGCACUACGUGGACCAGCUGUCGGGAGGGACGUCCCGCCCCAAUUUCUGCUCGUGAGUGUGCCAACCUCCCUCGCUCACCGACGCCUUCCUUCCCCUUCAUUUGGGCUGAUGGGAACUGGUCGAGGUUCCGGAUGAUUCCAAAAGGAAGAUGCCUUGAGUCCUCGACAUCGGGCCUUCCGCCUGGUGGAGGCAGCCAAAGUUAAGACGGAGGAAGCAUCUGUCUGACCAUGUUCUGUUCACGGUGCACUUUAUAUGAAAAAAAAAAAAAACAAAAAAAAUUCCUACUGAAGACGCACUAAUCGCACAUUCAUCGGCCUGUAGGCGGAAGGAGGAUUGCCAAAAAACAACAAAAACCAACACCAUUCCAUUUCCUUUGGGGGACUUUUGCAACGGUGGGCCCCUUGACCGGCAGCUGCCCCCUCCCCCGAGCCCGGUCUCCCCUCGAGAUCGAAUUUUCCACCUGCUUUUUCCACCUUCUAUCGUGGUUCCCCCCCCUCACUUAAAACACAUCGCUACUUUGGGGAGGGCCUGUGUGCUGGCCGUAGGAUCCCGCUUGACCCGGAAAGGAAAGCCGAGUUCGCCAUCUGAGGUCCCAAGUCUGUAAUUUCAGUACUCUUUCUCUCUCUGUGUGUGUAUACGUUGUAUACUUUUUUUAUUUUUAUUUUUUUAAAAAGCAUUACAUGGUUUUUGUGCCAAUACCCGCCAUCCUUUUCUUUAGUACCAGAGACUCUUUUUACAAGUACCAGUGUGGUGAAAAAUUAUUUGGUUAUACUAGUAUAUUAUAAUAAAGAGAACCUGAUUUAAAAAAAAAAAAUAACAUUUAAACAUCCUAUUUAAAAAGAAAACAAACUAUUAUAUAUAUAUAUAAAUAUAUAUAUAAAAAAACGCUGUUUUUAAAACCUUUUUUUGUCAUUUUGAACUUGCAUGUGGUGUUAACACGUGGGGGCAGGGUGGGCAAAGGAGGGGAUUUUGAAUUUUUGUGGCCCGGGAUUGGUAUUCCCCCCCCCCCAACCGGUGUUCCUGUCUCGCUCUCCCAACGGUAGCGAGGAGGCAAGAGAUUGGGCUUCUCGGAGCACUUGAAUUCGUUCAUCUGCUGGGUGCUGACCCUCCUUUUAGAAGUACCGGAUGGAAAAUUGAUUUUCAUAGCUUUCUCCUGAAUAAAUUGUUUGAAAUUGGAAUAAAAUUCAUUCCUUACAAAAA
Crotalus tigris (Tiger rattlesnake) is the source of this 4964-nucleotide messenger RNA. RefSeq names its product G protein subunit alpha 11 (gene GNA11). Gene Ontology annotation, biological process: action potential; adenylate cyclase-modulating G protein-coupled receptor signaling pathway; phospholipase C-activating dopamine receptor signaling pathway. Gene Ontology annotation, molecular function: GTPase activity; guanyl nucleotide binding; G-protein beta/gamma-subunit complex binding. Lineage: Eukaryota; Metazoa; Chordata; Lepidosauria; Squamata; Viperidae. Bases 1 to 1080 code for a protein of 359 amino acids. The transcript is spliced from 7 exons. The record is from RefSeq and is a predicted model, not a curated record. Gene Ontology annotation, cellular component: heterotrimeric G-protein complex.